Molecule: messenger RNA, 1869 nt
Organism: Cuscuta campestris
Lineage: Eukaryota; Viridiplantae; Streptophyta; Magnoliopsida; Solanales; Convolvulaceae
Source: the annotation of a GenBank genome assembly
CGGCAUUUACUUUCAAUUUUUCACUCAUCCAGCUUCUCAAUAAUUUUUCUAUCUACCAUUUUCCCAAUUAUAUUCCUUACCAUUACCCAAGAUUUCAUAUCAAUCCUUCACAAAUUUAUCUCUUUACCCCAUUUCACCAUAAAUCCCCACCAUGGCAAUUCCUGUUUUUGCUACUUCUAGAUGGUCCAAAUUGAAUCAAGUUCAACCAAAAAAGAUUGAUUGAAUUUACAACUCCGUGCGAUACGAGUGUAUCAUGUUCCACUAAGUGAGCUGUUUGGAGUCUUGGGAAAUAAAUUUUUGCAGACCGAAAGGGGGACAAGAUACAUUCAAUUAUAAAACCUCCAUAUAUCAAAAAAUUUCAAUCAAAAUUUAAAGAAAGAAAUGUGCGUUUCUAGAAUGAGUUCAUUCGAAAAUCGUGAGUUGAUGUAUAAGAAAUAUGAGAGAGAAGGUGUUGUUAGUCAAGAAUGGGUGGACAACGUGGUUGAGUUUGUAGAGUACUUCGGCCCGACUAGGAUCAACUCUGUUCUUGAAGAAGAGCCAAAUUCGACAGACAAGCACUUCUUCGAAAGGUUGAAAGCUGUGAUACAAAUCUUUGACAUUCUUCCGAAGGACAACUCAAUGGUGAAUGACUUUUAUGAAACUAAAAAGAUGAUUGAAGGUUUGGGUCUUCCGGUCCAAAAGAUUCAUUGUUGUGUUCUUGGAUGCAUGUUAUAUUGGAGAGGCGAUGAAAGUCAUACCGAGUGCAAGGCUAAGAAGAAAGGGGCGCAUGUGCCGUUGGAUGAGGUUAUCAUCCACACAAAGACAAAGAAGCACGACGGCAAGACUUGGGUGGAUCCGGAACAUGCUGAGCUACAGGCCCAAUUCUUCGAACUGCGCGAGGAGGCUAGACAAAAUGGGCUUAAAGUCACUGACCAAGAAAUAUGGUACUCGCUAGUCGAGGGCCAUAACGCGAAAAACCGCGUUCCUGGAGUUGGUGACUACGCGCGGGAUAUGAAGAAGAUCAAUCCGUCCUCCAAACCUCGCCGUUCCAGCACUAGUAGCAGCAGCGCGGCGGAGAUGGUAGCACUUAAAGAGCAAAACCAAAGGCUGCAGGAACAAAUUAAUAAUCUAACCUCAAGCUUGUCGCUGACGAUUCAGGAGGAGAUAAGGAAUUUAUAUGGUGGUUUUCUUCUCACUUUGGGGUUCCGAGGAUGCAAGAGUGACACAUCUCUUUUUGUCUACUCCCGGGGACCUGACAUGGCCUAUCUUCUUCUUUAUGUGGACGACAUUGUCCUCACGGCUUCCUCCACCGCUCUUCUCAGCCUCACUCAGAAGCUUAAGGGGGAGUUUGCCAUGACAGAUAUGGGGGAUCUAAAUUUUUUCCUCGACAUCAGUGUCCAGCGCACGGCUGGGGGCCUCUUUCUACAUCAGACUCAGUUUGCACACGAGAUCCUUGAGCGGGUUGACAUGCUUCACUGCAAGCCUAUCUCCACCCCGGUCGACACCAAGGCAAAGCUGUCAGCCACGUCCGGCCCACCACUUCCAGAUCCCACCAUCUACAUAUUUAUUGUCGGUGCCCUACACCCUACAAAUUUUGGCCAUCCUGAUCGUGGUUCAGCACCAGAAUCAAAUGUUAUCCAAGGUGGUGCUCGCGGACACUUUAAACGUGGACGCGGAAAUAACCGCAACAAAGGGCCGAACAGGGGCUAUAAAAAUCCAANGAAAACUUAAAAGGCAAGAGACAAUACUUGAAACAAAAGACGUUCAUUCUUCAAAGAAAGAAAAUGAACGAACCGAGCAUGUUGAUAUAAAAAAUAAUAUCAACGAACAAUUUGUUUCAAAUGAGGAUUUAACCAUCUCUGAAGAUGCGAAUAAUUCAGAUGAAGAUAG